Messenger RNA from Grosmannia clavigera kw1407, 714 nucleotides. RefSeq lists its product as uncharacterized. The transcript is spliced from 2 exons. The coding region runs from base 1 to 714 and encodes 237 amino acids. NCBI's taxonomy places the organism in Eukaryota, Fungi, Ascomycota, Sordariomycetes, Ophiostomatales, Ophiostomataceae. The record is from RefSeq and is a predicted model, not a curated record.
AUGGCAGGACUCCUCUCGGCUGACCGGCUGGCCGGCCAUCCCGCCGUCCUGCUCGUCCUACGAGCUGCCAUCGCCGUCCUGUCGCUGGCCGUGCUCAGUCUGGCCGCCCUGGCCAUGGCCGUGUCGCACGCCAUAGCCGCAGCUCUGGACCGUGACGGCUACACCGAGACCGGCUACAUCAGCUAUGAUGGUACGGCCGUGCUGCUUGUUCUGGUUGCCACCAAGACGCUGCUGCUCGGCGGCCUGCUGACGUGGUUGGAGCGGCGUCACCCCGGCGGCCUGCGCCUGGCCCAUCCGCUCGCCGUCCUGGCCUGCGUCGUCUCGGCCGGCUUCUGGCUGGCCGCCUGGACCUGGGCGGCAUCGGUCGCGUCGGCCUGGCUGCACGCCGUCUGCGAAGACGGCGAUGGCGACGGGGUCGAGGCGAACACAUGCGCCGUGCUCAGCCGCAACGCCAGGAAAAAGGGCGCCGCUCUGGGAACGUGUGCCGGCCUCGGGGCGCUCGUCUGGAUCCUCUGCAUCAUUCACCUCGUCAUCUUCUUUCGUGCCUGUGUCCGAGAAUCCAAGGCUCCCUCACAAACGGAGCUCGACCAACUGCCCGGUCACGAUAAAGAACCCCCGGUUGCGUUUGUCCCCGCUCCACCAUAUCAGCCGUCCUAUCAGUCAUACCAGCACCCGUCGCAGCCGAUCCAGCAGCCGCCGGCCUACAGUCGAUAG